Notolabrus celidotus (New Zealand spotty) is the source of this 1558-nucleotide messenger RNA. RefSeq names its product transmembrane protein 82 (gene tmem82). NCBI's taxonomy places the organism in Eukaryota, Metazoa, Chordata, Actinopteri, Labriformes, Labridae. The record is from RefSeq and is a predicted model, not a curated record. The transcript has 6 exons. Bases 1 to 1044 code for a protein of 347 amino acids.
AUGUUCUCUUUUAUCUGGUCUUUCGUUCCUACUUCCUACUUCAUACCAGAGUGGUUGACUCUGGAUACAAAUCCAGUGGACAGUUUACUUCAAGGACUGGUGGGUGCAUGUGGAAUCUCUAUGCUAUGCUCCCUCAUGAGAGUACACUUGUUUCUAGAAGCAGAAAGCUCGAGUGAAAAAAAUGAUAAAGAAACAUCCGUCCAGACAACACCAAGUCCUCAAAGGAAACCUGGGCUUACAGGGCUGCUCCACUUCUUCUUGGUGACUGGGGUGCUGGCUGUCGUGGGCUCCCGUGUUUCCUCCCUGGUGGUGCUAGAAUUUUGUCUUCGAGGAGUCUCUGGAUGGGUUACAGCUGGACCAGAGUCAAAUAAAUUUCUACAGCAGCUGUUAGUCCAAAGCCAGUUCUCUCUGGGCUGUGCCCUGAGCUGCAGUUUGUGCUUCCUCCACGAGGGGGCAUCUCAUCGCUGGCUAUGUUUGCUCCUGGCAGCAGCACUCAGCUGGUUCUUGGCCAGACAGGCUACUCUGCUGCUGCACCAUGUCCUGGCCCUGUAUAAACUCCACAGCUCUCAGCGCUACUGCGGCAUCUGCAUCAGCCUCCUGACAUCAGGCCGCUGUCUGCUGCCCAUGCUGUGCAGAGCGAUGAUCAUUACCUUCUCUGUGGCUGUGGUGGCCGCCAUAGCAAUCAUUAAUAAACACUUCCUCUCUGCUACUGAGGCCCUUAGGUUUUGGACGCCACUGACCAUCUGCUACACACUGCUGGUUGUGUAUAUGCAGGAGGAGCAGCACCGUUUGCCUGGCAGCCAGGCCGUACUGAAUACAGUCACGGUUCGUCUUGGCGGUCUGCUGGUCCUGAUGCUGACUGUUGGACGCUGGGCUGAUGUGCUACACAUCCUGGUGUGUUUCCUGGGAGAGGCCAGCUGUCUCGUCCCCACUAUGGAUCUGCUGGAUUCAGCAUCCUCAGAGGAGGAAGAGGACUAUACAGAGUAUGUAAAUAGACAGCGUCAAAGAAGACCACAAGCUCAACAAAAGGCCCAUCAGAGUUAACCCAUCCGGGAUUUUAAAAUUGGACUUGCUCCUCUUCAGUGGCACCAAUAUGUAACCUAAAUCUUACAAUGUAUACAUAAAAAUGGAUGCUUUUGUUUUGUGAUAGUUUUUCAUUAAAAUGUCUAAGAGCACAUUGUUAAUCAUAGGGUCAUUUUGAGAUUCACUAUAAAUAAUUUCCAGCUCUUUAAUCACAAUUUAUGCUUUUAUGUAUGACCUGCAAGAUAAUCUGUCUGCCACUUUCCAUGGGGUAUGCUUUCUUUUUUCAAACUAUGCAUUUGGAACUUAUUUUCUGUUAUGGUCUUGUAAAUAUGUCCUCUCUUGUAAUAGUAUGACUUUAACAUUGACUCAGGAGUCUGUGACCUUUAAGGUGAUUUAAAGAGAUGCACAUUACUCCAAUGUAUAGUCGUUCCAAAAUAAUGUGUAGCCCUUAGUUUACUGAUGGAUGAGGGUCAAUAUGACAGAGUGAAAAUAUGAAUAUAUCAUAUAACAAUGUGAAGCAUAGCAGCAAGCAAUA